AUGUCCGACGACGAGGCCGACCCCGAGCUCCUCGAGCUGCUGCGCCAGCACUUACAAGGCAAGCUCAACGUGAGCGAGGAGCCCGAGACCGGCGUCCUCGAGAGCGCAGAGUACGUCUACGACAACGCCAUCGACGUCGCCAUCGACAUGCGCUCGACCAAGCGCGCCGCCGCCGCCAUCCACAGCCAGAUGCAGCAGAAGAACUACUCGACCGCGACCUGGGCCGAGCACGAGCUCCACCCCAAGGCCAAGGACGAGAGCACCGUCGCCUUCAUCUUCACCAUGGACCUGCUGAACUUCUCCUUCUGGUCCGAGCUGCCGGACGACAAGCGGUUCGCCGUCUCGUACAGGGACAAGACCUGGACCGGGUACUGGAGCCUGGUCGCAUCCAUCCAGCGGGCGCUGGAUGAAGAUAUCCCAAUCACCAGCUCUGAUUUCUGGCAGAGCGAGGAAGAGUGCACCCUCGAGUGCCUGCGGCACGUCUUCCGGUCCUGCACGGACGAGGAGAUCCCCCUCCUGGAGGAGCGGCUGGCAUGCCUGCGCGAAGCAGGCCAGGUGAUGUACGAGAAAUACGAGUGCAGCUUCACCAACCUCAUCGACGCCGCCGCUGGCUCGGCGGCGGGGCUCGUGAACAUCCUCGCGCGCGACUUUGCGUGCUUCAGGGACGAGCACGCCUUUGACGGCCGGCGCAAGCCGGUCCGGUUCCUCAAGAGGGCCCAGAUCCUCGUCGCGGACAUCUGGGCCUGCUUCCAGGGCGAGGGCUACGGCGAGUUCCGCGACAUUGACAAGAUCACCAUGUUUGCCGACUACCGCGUCCCGCAGAUCCUCAACACGAUGGGCUGCCUGUACUACAGCCCCUUGGUCGACAUGACUGUGCGGCAGAGGAGCCUCAUCCCCAGUGGUAGCAGCUGGGAGAUGCAGCUUAGGGCAUGCAGCAUCUGGUGUGUCGAGCUCAUCAGGCGAGAGAUACUGGCACAGCAUCCAGACACCAAGGUCAAUGCCAUAUUGAUUGACUUCUUCUUGUAUGAUCUCAUGAAGGAAAUGGAAGCAAACAACCAAGAAACGAUACCCCACCAUAGAACCAGAAGCAUUUGGUAUUGA
Molecule: messenger RNA, 1101 nt
Organism: Thyridium curvatum
Lineage: Eukaryota; Fungi; Ascomycota; Sordariomycetes; Thyridiales; Thyridiaceae
Exons: 4
Coding region: 1-1101 (366 amino acids)
Source: RefSeq, a predicted model, not a curated record